UGGAGUGUUUGUUCAGUCGGCAGACAGUCAGAAGGACCGAAUCCCGGCGGCCGUUUGGAGAGUCUGAGCGGGGGAAAAACUGCUUCCAGUACUGGAGAACUCAGAAAGAGGAUUUCGCAAUGAGUUGGGGAACGGAGCUCUGGGACCAGUUCGAGAAUCUGGACAAACACACUCAAUGGGGGAUUGACUUUCUUGAGCGCUAUGCAAAGUUUGUCAAGGAGAGACUGGAGAUAGAGCAAAACUAUGCCAAGCAGCUACGGAACUUGGUGAAGAAAUAUUGUCCAAAGCGCUCCAAAGAUGAGGAGCCGAGGUUCACGUCAUGUCUGUCUUUCUACUCCAUACUCAAUGAGCUUAAUGACUAUGCUGGUCAGAGGGAGGUGGUGGCGGAGGAGAUGGCUCACAGGGUUUAUGGCGAGCUGAUGAGGUACAGCCAGGACCUGAAAGCUGAGAGGAAGCAUCAUCUACAGGAGGGCAGAAAGGCCCAGCAGCAUUUGGAUCACUGCUGGAAACAGAUGGACAAUAGUAAAAAGAAAUUUGAAAGAGAGUGCAAAGAAGCAGAGAAGUCCCAGAUCACCUACGAGCGGCUAGAUAAUGACAUCAACGCCACCAAAUCAGAGGUGGAGAAGGCCAAAGCUCAGUUCUACAUGCGCACUCACGCGGCUGAUGAGAGCAAGAACGAGUACGCCGCUCAGCUCCAGAGCUUCAAUGCAGAGCAGUGGAAACAUUUCCACAGUGCCAUACCACAGAUCUUUAAGAAUCUGCAGAACAUGGAUGAACGUCGGACGGUAAAGCUUGGAGAGACAUAUCGAAGCUUUGCUGAGGCAGAGCGGAGAGUUAUUCCCAUCAUCUCCAAAUGUCUAGAGGGAAUGGUUUCAGCUGCCAAGGCUGUAGACGAGCGAAGGGAUUCAGCAAUAGUUGUGGAGUCAUUCAAAUCUGGCUUUGAACCUCCUGCUGACUUCCCCUUCGAGGACUUCAGUCAGAAUUUGAGCAGAACGGGCUCAGAUGGUACCAUCAGCAACACGCCCAAAGGAGACAACCGAGAGCGAGACGGGGCACCGGGGCCACGAUCUGAUCCGAAACACCCCAUGAGCAGAACCAAGAACAAGCUCUGGCUGUUUGGGAAGAAACCAAAGUGGUCAGUGAAGAUGGCACCGUCCCUGGAGGAUUUCAGCCACUUACCUCCUGAGCAGAGGAGGAAGCGACUGCAGCAGAGGAUUGAUGAACUCAACAGAGAGCUCCAGAAAGAGAUGGAUCAGAGAGAUGCUCUGAACAAGAUGAAGGACGUGUAUGAGAAGAAUCCUCAGAUGGGAGACCCCAACAGCCUGCAGCCCAAAAUAUCAGAGACCAUUUGUAACAUGGAGAAACUGCGCUCCGAAAUCCACAAAAAUGAGACGUGGUUGUCUGAGGUGGAGGGAAAGCAAAGCUCCAGAGGAGACAGAAGGCACAGCGCUGAUAACCAUCACCAUGGUCCUCAAGGCAGAGAGAGCCCUGAGGGCAGUUACACAGACGACACCAGCCAGGAGCAUCAAACGCCUCAUCACCGGCCCGGUCCAGCGCAGCCUCGACAUCCCAACCCCGACCCACACGAGUUCGACGACGAGUUCGACGACGACGACCCUCUGCCUGUCAUCGGACACUGCAAAGCGCUCUACUCGUUUGACGGUCAGAACGAGGGCACGCUAGUGAUGGCAGAAGACGAGGUGUUGUACAUCAUCGAGGAGGACAAAGGCGACGGGUGGACGCGGGCGAGGAAGCAGAGCGGGGAGGAGGGCUACGUUCCCACUUCCUACGUAGAAAUCACGCUGGAGAAAAACAGCAAAGGUUCCUGAGGGGCCGCAGAGUGGCCGGGCGGUUUGAUUGGCUGGUGGAGGGCUCGUGCUGAUUGCUGAUUAUUGGUGCUGGGGAGGGUGACUAAGAAAGAGAGAGAGCGAAAGAGCGGAAAAGGGAGAGAGGGAGGUGGAGGAGGUCGGAGAUUAGGCGAGCUGCCGGGGAGGUUUGCAUGUCUGCAUGCUCACGUGUCCAUAAGCAGCAAAGCAUUCUGGGCUUUCAGAGGAGGGAGGUAGAAGAGAUGAUGCCAAAGCCACCAACAAGCAAUAAAGGAUUUAAUAUCUUCACGUGAGAUCCAAACCCACCUCUGAGCUGUGGACCGUUUUUGUCUUUCAGGGUCGGAAGUAGCAACCAGAGCAGUUUAUUAGCUACACCAAGCUCAGCUGCAUGCAGUCCUGACAUUAAGUAAGAAUUGUAAAGACUUUAUGUUGAAACUACAGAAAGCUCCGGAUUUUACUAACUACUUCCUGUUAAACCAUCAUAAGCAGCUUCAGUAAAAUCUGAGCAUCGAUCUUUUAUUUCUGUGCCACGCUGCUCACUUUGUGGGCUUUUAUGUCGAGCUGCCCUGUUCUGACCUUGUAUCGAUGGGUCACCUGUAUCACGUACAAAUGUGACUAAAUAUAAGAAAUGGAUUUUAAAGGUAGGUUAGGACCACUUCUGCUUCUGCUUGGUGAACCUAAUAAACUGAUUAGUUUUACAUUUCUUGAAUUUAUCUUUUAGUGUUAAAUAUCAGCUUAUCCUUUCUAUAAAUUACAUUACUCUCUGUACCUGCUGGACACACUGUUUGGGGGCAAGUCUUAAAAACUUUCUCCUAUAAUAACAAAGUUGUUUUUUAUAAGUUCCCCACAAGUACAACUUGUUCCCACCUUGCUGGUUUAUUUAUUUAAAAUUUUCUCACCAUAUUUUUUAAAGUGUAUCUCUCUCACACACACACACACACACUUUCUCCCAGACUUUGGGUCCAGCUUGUGGCAAGAUUUAAAUAAAUAAAUUAAAAAUAACAGCAGACGUCAGAGGCCACGCCAGGGUUUUCUUAUCUUUCAGGGUCAGGUGCUCAUCCAGCAUUUGCUGCCACUAACAACAGUCAGUCCUGUACCGCUCCUGCUCACUCCUCAUCCUUAUCUGUGCUGUGUUGGUGAUGUCUGCCUGCCUGAGCCACUCUGCUCCUCGUUGCCUGCC
Messenger RNA from Neolamprologus brichardi, 3006 nucleotides. The record is from RefSeq and is a predicted model, not a curated record. NCBI's taxonomy places the organism in Eukaryota, Metazoa, Chordata, Actinopteri, Cichliformes, Cichlidae.